Messenger RNA from Panicum virgatum (switchgrass), 2763 nucleotides. RefSeq names its product transcription factor SAC51-like. Gene Ontology annotation, molecular function: protein dimerization activity. The transcript has 4 exons. NCBI's taxonomy places the organism in Eukaryota, Viridiplantae, Streptophyta, Magnoliopsida, Poales, Poaceae. The coding region runs from base 853 to 1800 and encodes 315 amino acids. The record is from RefSeq and is a predicted model, not a curated record.
ACUCCACUCCACGCGCCUGCCCCUGCCCCUGCCCCUGCCUCCCGCAGCCUCCUGCUCUGCCUUACUCGUGAGCCAGCCAGCACGCGCACAGGCCACAGCCUCGUCGUCUCCCCACGGAGGCCUCGCCUCCGACUCCGAGGCGCGCGCUCCGCGAGGUCCUCGCAGCCCCCGCUUCCUCUCGCGCGCGUGCUGUCUUCGACUCCCACCCCCACUCGGCCGCCUCCCCUCUGCCCCAUCCGGCCUGUUGGCUGUCGCCGCCGCUUCGUACCUCGCCGCGCUCCAUCGAUCUGGUGGUUUCUGGUGAAAAACAAGCACAAGGGCUGGAGACCUGACACUAGCGCAUAACCCUGGCAGUGGCAGCAUGCGGUGGUUUGGUCUUUCGGUUGACGUGUUCCGCAGGGGGAUCUCCUUGAACCUCUACUGCCGUGUGAUUCUGUAAAUCACCUCCGUGGAUAUCGGAGACCUUCCUUCGGCUUGCGAAGGCAGUUCAAAACUUCCCCAUCCUGUCUCUGGCGUUGCUGUUAAGGUGCUGUGGUUGCUUGGCCAAAGCUUCUGAGGAGAACGGAGUGGAGUACUAAUGGUGUGGAAAGCAGCUGCUCAGACGAGAUUCCACGUGUUUAAGCAUGAGAAUGGAAUCGCUGUGAGAGUUAUUGCUUGCUUCCAGCCGCCGCAGAAUUGCCAGGCCGAGUACUUCCGCCAUCUCCUCAAGCCCGUGACGUAGCUUCGCUCUGCUCUUCGUUUGCUGCUGAAGAAACUUUCUGCUUUAGGUUUUUCUCCAUCACAAUUCGAGUGGGAGAAUUUCCCGUUCAUCUGAACUUUCUGCUGGUACUUUUUUUUGGUGUUUGUUUCUUCAUGGGGGACAAGGAUAAUUCUUGGUGCCAUUGGCCUAAUUCUCCAUGGAAAUUCAACACUGAAAGCUCUGCAGGCAAUAUCUGCCCACCUGAUGUUGGCCUUGUUGACGCUAAUUUGGUGGCAUUGCCUACAUGUCUGAACAUGGUUGCUGCACCUGUGCCAUUUUUCACAGCAUCCAUUGCUGAAAGACCUCUUCCAAUGACUCCAAGAUUUGUCACCACAAUGGUGCCCAGUUUGGAAUUGUCUGCAAUGUAUCCCUCACACAAGAGACCUCUAGUUUUCUACCAGGAGAAUCAUACUCCUAUUGCAGCUCCUUUGGUGAGGAAGGGGACCCUCCUGGAUCCUGUUCCAGAGCUCCAAGGUAGCAAUGAGACUAAUCUAACUGAUGUUGGAGCAGAAGAAACCGAGGGUAUUCAUGAGAACACAGAUGAGAUUAAUGCACUCCUGGAUUCUGACUCGGAUGAAGGGUGUGAAAAGGUGCAAGAACUCAACAGAGUUAGGAGGCCAUCUCCUGCUGAGAAUGACACCUUGAGUGUGGAAUCAGUAGCCAGUGCUGGUGCUAGCGCAGCAGGUUCUGCGCGACCGGCCAAGAAGAGAAGGCUCUGCUCUGGCACUGACAAGUCUGUUGUGGACACAGCCAGUUCAGCAAGGCUCGAUCAUUCCAUCGAACAGAAGCUUCUUGUCAACGACUGUGAUGCAGAGUCCUGUUGCAUUGGUGAAGUUGAGAGCGACCACAAGUUUGCUCUGGGGGGAGGUGAAGCUGUAGAAGGUGACAAUCCCGACGACCAGAAGCAAAGAAGAGAGAGGAUCCAAGAGACGGUUGCUGUGCUCAGGAAGAUUGUCCCUGGGGGCAUCGCCAAAGAUGCCACGGCUGUUCUUGAUGAAGCUAUCUGCUACCUGCAGUACCUGAAACUGAAGGUCAAGAUGCUGGGAGCUGUCUCGCUCUAGCUCCUGCUGGACAGUUGUGAUUGGGUUAUCGAAGCCACCGGCUUCUAAAUACAUAAAGUGCUAGUGUUAGUAAUAAGGUGAAGAUGCCAAAGGGAGCUCAAUUCGGUGCUUGGUGAAGACGCGCUGGAUUGAAAUGAAAAAAAAAGAAAGGGACCCCGUGGUGCUUGCUUGGCUUCCCCUUGAACCCAGAAGAAAGCUUUCAAGAUGAAGUGGACAACGAACAUGCAGCAUGGCAAUGCUACUUCAACUGAACCGAGGCCACAAUGCUUUCAUUCAUUGUGGCGGAGUGCUAGUCCUGGAGGCCACAAGACCCACCUAGCUCGCCAUGCCACUCUCCGGUGAGCUAGCCUAGCAGACUACCACCAUCUUUCUGCACCAGAGCUGCUUCAACCUUCUUCUCCGUCCCAGAGAGCCCUUUGUCGGUGGCUCAGUGUGCCUGCUGCAUCAGCAACAGUAUGUUUAUGCAAAGGUGCAGGGAUCUUCCGCCGGGCGUGAUCCAAAGCAGCAAAGGGCGCUGUUGUGCUGUUUGCUUCCAUGGCUUUUUGACCUAACUACCAAAGCCAAAGGCCAAAGCGGAGAUGGGUCGAGGUUAGGUUCGCCGCUUGUGUGGUGAGCUCCUGGGGUCCAGUCCAACCACCCGGUCCAGCACUCUACCAAAGUGUUCUCUGUGUGCCUGAGAUGCGGAGCUAAAGCCUCAGCACCGUCAUCCAACCAACCCCCUGCUUUGUUCUCCGCUACCUAUGCCACUACCAUAUUUGUAAGCAAGUGUUCUCGCUUUGCCUCGGGUUUGUGCGCGUUGAAAUGAUGCGGCCUUUGGCCGGGACCCAAAGCAAUGCUUUUUGGACUUUUGUGUGCGUAUACUGUUGCUGUACUGUAGUACCCCGGUAUUAUUACUGUUGUAGCCUCCUCUCGUCGUAGCGACAUGUAUGCCAAGACUGGGAACGAGGCACUGUUUUGCGUGCA